Molecule: messenger RNA, 3354 nt
Organism: Leopardus geoffroyi (Geoffroy's cat)
Lineage: Eukaryota; Metazoa; Chordata; Mammalia; Carnivora; Felidae
Gene: MACC1
Product: MET transcriptional regulator MACC1
Exons: 5
Coding region: 511-3069 (852 amino acids)
Cellular component (GO): cytoplasm
Source: RefSeq, a predicted model, not a curated record
CAGGUUCCACCCCUGCAUGAGGAUUUGUUUGCAUGAGCAGCUCUUAGUCCUUGCCUACAUCGAGGGAGCUUUCUUCUUACCUGGCAAGCAUCAACCACUUUUGUUUCCUUUUAUAUAAAUAGGUCAAUAUUUAUAAAUUAUUCUUACAUAUACCCACCUGAUCUGAUUUUUUUUAAUGCUUUACUUUACUGCUUUGCUUUUCCAUUUACAUACCCCUUUUUCCUAGGGUGAAACUGUAGCCAUCCACUCUCUUCUCCCAGUUUCAGGUGAGAGGUCUGAAUUGUGGGUAUUGUAGUUCUUUUGCCUUUUAGGGUUUCUGGUUGGACAACCUUGGAGUCACAGUGGGAGGACUUCUAGUCCCAGGUGGCUCCAUAAGCAGCAGGUCAAGCACCAUACACAGAGGGAGACACGUUUGAAGAGAGUCCUUGGUUUUGGAAGAGUGACUUCCAUUCACUAAAAUAAUGUUCCUGAAAUGAAGAAGCUGGGGUUCAUUUCCACAACUGUGGGAAAAUGUUAACCAAUGAAAGAGCCCAUUUUUGGUCAGGAAGGAUUUCACGAAGUAAGUCUGAGGGAAAUUUAUGUGACAUGGAAGAUCAAAAAUCCUCAAGAAAUUUCCAUAUUACAGAAUGUCCAGACCCAGGAUUUCUUCUCAAUUGGCCAGAUGCUUUCACCUGUCAUGGCAAUAGUGCUUCCAAAAUUACAAAUCCGUUCUGGAAUGAAUUGUCUGCUUCUAACCCAUUUUUGGAUGACAUAACUCAGCUAAGAAAUAACCAGAAGAGGGACAAUAUUUCCAUCUUGAAGGAAGAUCCUUUUCUCUUUUUUAGAGAAAUAGAAAUCGGAAAUUCUUUUGAUUCCUCUGGCGAUGAACUGGAUGUGCAUCAGUUGCUUAGGCAGUCUUCCCCACGGAAAGCUGGAAGAUCUAAAAGUGUUUCAGAACUUUUGGACAUUUUAGAUGACACAGCACAUGCCCAUCAGAAUAUACAUAACUCUGACCAGAUACUAGAACAAGACUUAGAAUGGCUUCAGAAUGACAGAGAGGCUUAUAAAAUGGCUUGGUUAAGUCAGCGCCAGCUGGCCCGUUCCUGCCUGGAUUUGAAUAUAAUUAAUCAGAGUCCUGGAUGGGCCCAAACACAAGUUGCAGAGACUGUGACAGUUUGUAAAUUAAGCCACCAAGGAGGAUCAGUACAAUUACCUGAAUCAGAUAUCACUGUUCAUGUACCCCAAGGCCAUGUAGCUGUGGGAGAAUUCCAAGAGGUAUCUCUAAGGGCUUUUCUUGAACCUCCACAAAUGCUUAACCAUGAUCUUUCAUGCACCGUAAGCCCAUUGUUGGAAAUCAUGUUAGGCAACCUUAACACAAUGGAAGCCAUUUUGCUGGAGAUGAAAAUAGGGGCUGAAGUGAGAAAGGAUCCUUUCAGCCAAGUCAUGACAGAAAUGGUAUGUUUACACAGCUUGGGUAAAGAAGGCCCUUUCAAAGUGUUAAACAACUGCUAUAUUUAUGAAGACAUUAUUCAAGUCAAGCUAAUAGACUUGAGCCAGGUGAUGUAUCUAGUGGUUGCUGCACAAAUUAAAGCUACUCAGUCACCAGCUGCCACCAUUUGGGAUUGUAUCCACAAAACCACGUCAGUUGGAAUUUGUGGGCCCAGAUAUAUUCAUCCCAGUUUCACUGCUAUUUUUAUAGUUUGUGGACACAGUUAUAUGCCAGGAAAGCUUACAAUCUCUGAUAUUAAGAAGGGUGGUAAAAACACAUCUCCGGUUGUGUUUCAGCUUUGGGGGAAGCAUUCAUUCUUCCUUGACAAGCCACAAGAUUUAAAUAUUUCUGUUUUUUCAUGUGAUCCUGAUUUUGAAGUGAAGGCAGAAGGAGAAAGGAAAGAAAUUAAACAAAAGCAGUUGCAAGCAGGUGAAUUAGUUAAUCAACAAUUUUUAUUUUCCUUAGUUGACUCCAGAGAAAUGCACUUGUUUGUUUUCCGUGUUCAGGUGGAGCCUCCCAUUGGUAGAGCACUUACGCAGUUCUUUAUCACUACACCUGAUCCAGCUCCUAGCCUAAAAAGGCUCUCAAAUCUGCCAGGUAAUUUGCAGGAAGAGAAGAAAAUCAGGUCUGCUCCAUUGUUACCAACUGCGUGUGUUAAAUAUCCCACAUUUCAGGACAAAAAAAUGAACUUCACCAACUAUGGGGUAACCUUGAAGACAGUGCUAAGACAAAAAAAGAUUGACUACUUACUUGAAUAUUUCAAAGGGGACACAGUAGCUCUUCUUGGAGAGGGUAAGGUAAAAGCUAUUGGGCAGUCCAAAGUGAAAGAAUGGUAUGUGGGAAUCUUGAGAGGUAAGGUUGGACUUAUACAUUGCAAAAAUAUCAAGGUGAUUGCCAAGGAACAAGUAAUAUCUAUGUCAGAUAAUGUCUUCACAACCAGAAAUCUUCUUGAACAAAUUACCCUACCCUUUAAAAAACUGACGUACAUCUACUCAGUUGUAUUGACCUUGGUGUCAGAAAAAGUUUACGAUUGGAAAGCUUUAGCCGAUGUCUUGGGUUACUCACAUCUGGCACUAGAAGAUUUUGAUCAAAUACAAGCAGACAAAGAAUCGGAAAAGGUUUCCUAUGUUGUAAAGAAGUUAAAGGAAGAUUGCCAUGCAGCUAGACACGCCAGGAAGUUUCUUUAUGAACUUAUUGUGGCUCUGCUGAAGAUGGAUUGCCAAGGGUUAGUAGCACAGCUCAUCCAAGAGGCUGCUAUUCUGACAUCAGCUGUCAAACUUGGAAAAGGCUGGAGGGAACUAGCUGAAAAGUUAGUGCGACUCACAAAGCAACAGAUGGAGGCAUAUGAAAUUCCUCAUCGAGGAAAAGCUGGAGGUAUUGCUGUUGAGAUGAUGUGGAAACCUGCUUAUGAUUUUCUCUACACUUGGGGUGCUCACUAUGGAAAUAGCUACAGAGACGUGUUACAAGACCUUCAAUCGGCUUUGGACAGAAUGAAAAACCCUGUGACCAAGCAGUGGCGAGACUUAACUGGAGCUUUAAUACUGAUACAUUCCUUAGAGUUUUUGAGAGCAACUGCAUUCUCUACUUCUGAGGAAGUAUAGGGUAUGUUUUGGGGAAGAGGGAGAAUGGUAGGAGGGAAAUGGAGUGCGUGUGUGUGUAUGUGUGUGUGCAUGUGGUGUGUGCACACACGCGUACAUAAAGAAUCUCAGAAAAGUAUUACUUUUUUUUCAUUUGUCAAAAAAUAUUUUUUCCUGGUGAAAGCAGAGCUUAACACAAAAUCCAAGUAUACAUUUUAUAAUUAAACACGUAAUUUUAUAUGUUUCAAAUGCAAACAUUAAGCCAUUUUAUUGUUGAGAAAGGACAAUAAAACCCUUGCCCCUUUCAAA